CUUCCUGGCUGCUCAGAACAAGUUGGCGCUUUCCUUCGACUGGUUCUGCCUUUGCUACUUGUGAUCUCGAGUUGUGUUGUGUGCUGCUUGGUACUCGAGUGUGAAUACUUGACGGAUAGAUAUUUUUUUUUUUUUUAAUAAUUUCAAUAUAAAACCCGCAUGACCGAUCUCAGACAAAUAACACGUGAAAAAAACAUGGUGUGAUACCUUGAAGUGAACAGUAGCUUAUUGGUCGAAAGCAUCUCAAUUAAUACGGCAGCGAAAGGGCGUUCUCACGGCAAAAGCGAGGCAGUCAAUGCCCCUUGCGACCGCCCGCCGAUGACCUAGGGUGACACCGGCACACUUAACCGAGGGAACGACCGCCGCCGCCCGCGCACCGAUGACAAUGCUGGACCUCAAGACUUCGACCCCCGAUUAUCUGCCGAGGACGGGCCCGCUGUCCAACUUUUCCAUGCUCUUCACCGACCCGAGUUACAAGUCAGCGUGGGGUUCGCCAGCCUCACCAGCCUCACAGACCCAAGGGUACCCUCACAACACACUCGGAAUGUCCAAGUCUUCCCUGGAUGCGCACAGCCCUCACCUUCGCCAACCAGAUCCCUACCAGAUGUUUGGUCCGACCAGCAGCCGCUUGGCCAGCUCAGGUUCGGGGCAGAUCCAGCUCUGGCAGUUCCUCCUGGAGCUCCUGUCCGAUUCCUCGAACGCCAACUGUAUCACCUGGGAGGGCACGAACGGCGAGUUCAAGCUCACCGAUCCGGACGAGGUGGCCAGGCGAUGGGGCGAGAGGAAGUCGAAGCCAAACAUGAACUACGACAAGCUGUCCCGGGCACUCAGAUACUACUAUGACAAGAACAUCAUGACGAAGGUGCACGGAAAGCGCUACGCCUACAAGUUCGACUUCCAGGGCCUGGCCGCGGCCACCCAGCCCGCCGGCGCAGACCCUACAGCAUACAAAUACCAGAGCGACCUCUUCAUGUCCUCCUACCACCCCACCACCAAGCUCAACUUCAUGAGCACACACACAGGCAUACCCUCCUCCACAGGUUAUUCCUUGUCCUCCCCAGCGAGCAUAUUCCCUUCGCCGACGUCGUACUGGACCAACCCCGGCGCGAACCUCUACUCCAACAUCGCCGCUGCUUCGGGACAUUCCAUGACACAUCACCCAUCCCACAUGACGUCACACAUCUCCUCAGCCUAUCCGCAUUACGCAUGA
Penaeus chinensis is the source of this 1210-nucleotide messenger RNA. RefSeq names its product transcriptional regulator ERG homolog (gene Ets65A). Gene Ontology annotation, molecular function: DNA-binding transcription factor activity, RNA polymerase II-specific; sequence-specific DNA binding. Lineage: Eukaryota; Metazoa; Arthropoda; Malacostraca; Decapoda; Penaeidae. Gene Ontology annotation, biological process: cell differentiation; regulation of transcription by RNA polymerase II. The record is from RefSeq and is a predicted model, not a curated record. Gene Ontology annotation, cellular component: nucleus.